Molecule: messenger RNA, 750 nt
Organism: Saitoella complicata NRRL Y-17804
Lineage: Eukaryota; Fungi; Ascomycota; Saitoellomycetes; Saitoellales; Saitoellaceae
Product: PSP1-domain-containing protein
Exons: 1
Cellular component (GO): cytoplasm
Source: RefSeq, a predicted model, not a curated record
AUGCAUGCCCCCGCUACCGCCGCGACUGUCAGCUCUGAUCCGGCGUUGUAUGCUGCCUUGGUUGCCGAUGUCGAUCGCUAUUUCUCGAGUGAUGACCACCGCACACGGGCACGAGACGUCCUCGCCAAACAAGCCGCCGCGAACGGGUUAGGCGUGGGACCUAAACCACCCAGCCCGACCGUCACGCACGGUCCCCUCCAUAUCGUCGAGUUCAAAGCUUGCCGGACGGAUGUGUUUUAUGUUGCGGAGGGUAGUGGUCUCCGUGUUCAGCGUGGUGACUUGGUCAUUGUCGAGGCUGAUCGUGGGAGGGAUUUGGGGAAGGUUGUUAGAGCUGAUGUCGGGUUGGCGCAGGUUAGGGCUUUGAAAGCUCAGCAGCAAAGGGAGCAGGCUGCGGCGCUUGCUGGGGCAGGUGUUGUUGGACAGCAGGGCAUGGGAAUGGGGAUGGGUGAUGAGGUCAAUGUCCAGCCGAAGCAGAUUUAUCGCUUGGCGCAACCGGCUGAGGUCGCCAUGUUGCUUGCCAAAUCCCAGGAUGAGGCUCAAGCUAUGUUGGUGUGUCAGUCUAAAGUACGUCAGCGCAAGUUGCCCAUGGAGAUCUUGGAUGCGGAGUACCAAUGGGACCGCCGCAAGCUUACCUUCUACUUCGCUACCAACUCCAUCUACCGCGUUGACUUUAGGGAAUUGGUGAGGGAUUUGUUCAAGGUUUACAAGACCAGGAUUUGGAUGUGUGCGGUUAACCCGUAUGCUGUUGAG